Molecule: messenger RNA, 680 nt
Organism: Pistacia vera
Lineage: Eukaryota; Viridiplantae; Streptophyta; Magnoliopsida; Sapindales; Anacardiaceae
Product: universal stress protein A-like protein
Exons: 4
Coding region: 97-600 (167 amino acids)
Source: RefSeq, a predicted model, not a curated record
ACUCUCUCUCCCAAUUUUCAUAACUCAAAAUCACAUAGCUAGAUAUAAUUCUGCUUCAGCUACUUCUAACCGUUCGAUCAAACUACUUCUCGGUCAAUGGCAGACGUGGCAGCAAAAGAGCGGAGGAUCCUUGUGGCAAUUGAUGAAGGUGAGGAGAGCUUGUAUGCUCUGACUUGGUGCCUCAAGAACGUAAUUACCAAAAAUUCCAAGGAUACCCUUAUACUUCUCUAUGCCAAGCCUCCAAGAGCUGUCUACACUGCGCUAGAUGGCACAGGGUAUUUGUUUUCGUCUGAUAUCAUGGCCACUAUUAAUAAGUACAGUAAUGACGUGGCCAAUCGUGUGAUAGAGAAAGCCCGGAAGAUAUGUAGAGAACAGAACAGUGAUGUUAAGGUGGAGGCGAGAGUAGAGAAUGGUGAUCCAAGGGACGUGAUUUGCGAGACGGUAGAGAAGUUGGGCGUUGAUGUGUUAGUGAUGGGAAGCCAUGGCUACGGUUGGAUCAAGAGAGUUUUCUUGGGAAGUGUGAGCAAUCAUUGUGCACAGCAUGUCAAGUGUCCUGUCCUGAUUGUGAAGAAGCCCAAACCCAAUGGUGGAAGCAAAUAAAAUCUGAUUUUGCUUUUGUUUUUUGUUUUUAUUUUGUAAAUUUCUAAUGUAAUUGGUAGUGGUGUACAUGUAUGAAUGUG